UAGCUCCAACCCACCCACUCGUUCCCAUUUAACCCAGCCCGCAGCCUCUCCAUUACUCCUCGGCUCGUCCCCCCCCCACCCCCCCACUCCGCCCUAACCGGCCCCCCCGCGCUCCCUCCCGCCUCCCCGCCCGCCCCACUUCUCAUUCACUUGGCUCACACGGCGCAGACGGCGCAGGGAGCACACACCGCCAGUCUGUGCGCAGAGCCGGAGCCCGAGGCCGCGGGUCCACCAUGCACGCCCCCAACUGAAGCCGCACCUCAGAGCCGCAGCUCCCGGCAGCCCAGCGGAUUUCAAGGAGCUCAGACUCCGAGGAACCCCUGCGAAGACACCCCCGAAACCCUCUCCAGAACAGUCCUCACCCGACGCUCUGCCGCUGCAGACAGGAGCGCACAGUGGCCCCGGCUCGCCGCGCAAUGGAGCGGAUCCCCAGUGCGCAACCGCCCCCCGCUUGCCUGCCCAAAGCGCCAGGACUGGAGCCCGGAGACCUACCAGGAAUGGAUUUUGCCCACAUGUACCAAGUGUACAAGUCGCGGCGGGGAAUAAAGCGGAGCGAGGAUAGCAAGGAGACCUACAAACUGCCGCACCGGCUCAUCGAGAAAAAGAGACGUGACCGGAUUAACGAGUGCAUCGCCCAGCUGAAGGAUCUCCUCCCCGAACAUCUCAAACUUACAACUUUGGGUCACUUGGAAAAAGCAGUGGUUCUUGAACUUACCUUGAAGCAUGUGAAAGCACUAACAAACCUAAUUGAUCAACAACAGCAGAAAAUCAUUGCCCUGCAGAGCGGUUUGCAAGCUGGUGAUCUGUCGGGGAGAAAUGUUGAAGCAGGUCAAGAGAUGUUCUGCUCAGGUUUCCAGACAUGUGCCCGGGAGGUGCUUCAGUACCUGGCCAAGCAUGAGAACACCCGGGACCUGAAAUCUUCCCAGCUCGUCACCCACCUCCACCGUGUGGUCUCCGAGCUCCUGCAGGGUGGUACCGCCAGGAAGCCGUCAGACCCAGCUGCCAAAGCAAUGGACUUCAAGGAGAAACCCAGCUCCCUGGCCAAAGGCUCUGAAGGCCCAGGGAAAAACUGUGUGCCAGUCAUCCAGCGGACUUUCGCUCACUCGAGCGGCGAGCAGAGUGGCAGUGACACGGACACAGACAGCGGCUACGGAGGAGAAUCGGAGAAGACUGAGCUGCGUGUCGAGCAGCCGUACUUCAAAAGUGAUCACGGACGCAGGUUCACCAUGGGAGAAAGGAUCGGUGCUAUUAAGCAAGAAUCCGAAGAACCCCCCAUGAAAAAGAGCAGAAUGCAACUCUCAGAUGAUGAAGGCCAUUUCACUAGCAGUGACCUGAUCAGCUCCCCGUUCCUGGGCCCACACCCGCACCAGCCUCCCUUUUGCCUGCCCUUCUAUCUGAUCCCACCGUCAGCGACUGCCUACUUGCCCAUGCUGGAGAAAUGCUGGUAUCCCACCUCUGUCCCAGUGUUAUACCCAGGCCUCAACGCCUCUGCCGCAGCUCUCACCAGCUUCAUGAACCCAGACAAGAUCUCAGCCCCCUUGCUCAUGCCCCAGAGACUCCCUUCUCCCUUGCCAGCCCAUCCGGCCAUCGACUCUUCCGCCCUGCUCCAAGCUCUGAAGCAGAUCCCCCCUUUAAACUUAGAAACCAAAGACUAAACUAUUUAGGGGAUCCUGCUGCUUCGCUUUCCUUCCUCCCUACUUCCAAAAAAAAAAAAAAAAAAACGUGUUUGUGAGUGUAGCAGGAUUGUUCCAGUGUGUAUGCCAAGUUCAUCUGAGUCAGGGAGAGAAGAUUCAGGGGUGUGUGAGCGUGCGCGCACGCGCAUGUGCAUUGUGUGUUGGUAUGGGACAUUGAAUUUCCUUUUGGUGUAGGGAAGACGUGAAGGAUUGCCUGACAUCAGGAGAUUUAGGGGGAACGGUCGCAGACCUCUGGGCUUUUCCCCUCCCAGAGAAUAGCCCCCUCUGAUACAGAUCAGCUGGAUUUUCAAAAGCUUCAAAGUCUUGGUCUGUGAGUCAGUCUUCACUUUGGGAGCCGGGUCUGUGGCUUUGCGCAAAAGGUACUUUCAAAAGAGGGCUUUCCAGAGUGCAGUUCCCAGCCAGCUCUUAUGACCCCACCCUGCUCCCUUUUAUUGUCUCCGUGACUCACCACACGGGGAGAGGGCAGCCAGACUGAGCUUUCUGCAAAGUGGUGAGGUAGCAGACACUGGCAUAGCACGGUAGUGGUUUGGGGAGAUUUCCGCAGGUCUGCUCUCCACCCCUGCCUCGGGUGAGUAAAGAGAAUGUAGUUCCCUACUCAGGCUUUCGAAGUGAUUCGCUUACUAACAAACUGAAAAGGGCCCCCUGGUACAAGCCCAGCUGCCAGGGGAGGAGGGAGGAGGGAGGGGUCCCCCGGGCCUCUGGCACCUGUUUCUAGUCUCACCUAGAAACAGUUUCUCUGUCCAGGGAACCAAACCAGGCUCUGAGAGAUGCAGGCGCCUAAGUUCCAAGCACCCCAGAGUACGUAAAAGCUGAGUAACAAAUUGCAGUUUCAACAAGCAAAGCCAGACUUGGCUCUCAGCUCUAUCCUAAAACUCCUUUUAACCAAGCUUAGCUUCUUAAAGGCCUAACCAACCCUUGGCAAAGCAGCAUCCUUUCUGCAGGCUAAUUCCCCUCGCCCGACGGCGUAUGGAGUGUCCUUAUUGCUAAAAAGGAUUCUGUCUUCUUCAAAGAAGUUUUAUUUUUGGUCCAGAGUACUUUUCUGACUUGUCCAGCUCACCCUGCACCAGCUUUUUGAAAUGCACUAUGCUUGAUCACUGAUCGUGUUUUAACUUUUUCCUUUCCUGUUUUUAUUUUGGUAUUAAAGUCGUUGCCUUUAUUUGUAAAACUGUUAUAAAUAUAUAUUAUAUAAAUAUAUUAAAAAGGAAAAUGUUUCAGAUGUUUAUUUGUAUAAUUACUUGAUCUACAAAAGUGAGAAAAAAUGAAUGUAUUCCUGUUUUUGAAGAGAAUAAUUUUUUUUUCUCUAGGGAGAGGUACAGUGUCUAUAUUUUGGAGCCUUCCUGAAGGUGGGAAAUUGUAAAUAUUUUUAUCUAUGAGUCAAUGUUAAGUAGUUGUUUUAAAAUACUUAAUAAAAUAAUUCUUUUCCUGUGGAAGAGAAA
Molecule: messenger RNA, 3130 nt
Organism: Balaenoptera ricei (Rice's whale)
Lineage: Eukaryota; Metazoa; Chordata; Mammalia; Artiodactyla; Balaenopteridae
Gene: BHLHE40
Product: basic helix-loop-helix family member e40
Exons: 5
Coding region: 417-1655 (412 amino acids)
Biological process (GO): anterior/posterior pattern specification; regulation of transcription by RNA polymerase II; circadian regulation of gene expression
Cellular component (GO): nucleus
Molecular function (GO): DNA-binding transcription factor activity, RNA polymerase II-specific; RNA polymerase II cis-regulatory region sequence-specific DNA binding; protein dimerization activity
Source: RefSeq, a predicted model, not a curated record